This is a messenger RNA of Loxodonta africana (African savanna elephant), 1856 nucleotides long. It is a transcript of the gene TMEM100, whose product is annotated as transmembrane protein 100. Gene Ontology annotation, biological process: cellular response to BMP stimulus. Lineage: Eukaryota; Metazoa; Chordata; Mammalia; Proboscidea; Elephantidae. The coding region runs from base 607 to 1011 and encodes 134 amino acids. Gene Ontology annotation, cellular component: plasma membrane. The transcript is spliced from 2 exons. The record is from RefSeq and is a predicted model, not a curated record.
AAGAUCUGGAGGUCGGCUGGGAAAAAAUGAGUAAUGCAAAGCAGCCUGCUUAGUCAAGGCUGCAAGAGAAAGAAAAGUAAAAGCUGGGUCCCAUCUCUGCGGACUCUAAAAUGAUCCUGACUUAUCAUGUCACCAAGCAGAGCUGGGGAAGCCAACACUCGAAAUCUGCUGGCAAAGAAAAGUUCGAAGGGGGAAAAAAAAUGACAGGGAGGGACAAACCGGAGGAGGAGGGAAUAAAUAGAGAGAGGGAGGAAAAGACAAGCGUCAUUUAGAAACAGAGGUAGGGUGGAAGACAGCACUCCAGGAUCCCAAACCAAAGCGUGUGGAAGAGUAUUUUUCUCUCUUUUCUUUUCCCCAGAGGAGAUCCCUAUCCUGUCAUUUUAUUGGCAGAAGCGCAGUUGCAGGCUCUUUUCCCAGAGGUUGACCGAAGAAGCUCAGGAACUGCUGUUUCUUCUCUGCUAAGACAAGUGGUUUCCUUGGUAAUGGAUUGCUUCUCUCUGAGGGGUGUGUAAGAAGUGUGGAGACAGAAGCUUCGUUUUCAGCUUUCACCCUGGUGAGGCCCUCCAGAUCUAGUCUCUCAACCCAGCUAGGAAACUGCUAUAAAAAAUGACUGAAGAGCCCAUAAAGGAGAUCCCAGGAACCCCAAAGCCUCCCAAGCCGGUGACAAUGGAGAAAAACUCCAACGGUGAAGUGGUGAUCACCAUGGUCCCCCUGGUCAGUGAGAUUCAGCUGAUGGCUGCUACAGGGGGUGCCGAGCUCUCCUGCUAUCGCUGUAUCAUCCCCUUUGCUGUAGUGGUCCUCAUUGCAGGCAUAGUGGUCACCACUGUGGCUUACAGCUUCAAUUCCCACGGCUCCAUCAUCUCCAUCUUCGGCCUGGUCAUUCUGUCAUUUGGACUUUUUUUGUUAGCUUCCAGCGCCUUAUGCUGGAAGGUAAGACAGAAGAGCAAGAAAGCCAAGAGACGGGAGAGUCAGACGGCUCUCGUGGUAAAUCAGAGAAGCCUGUUUGCUUAAGAUUGAGUGAGACCAAAUGGGACGUGUGGGCUGACAAACCUGCUCUAACUUUUUCAGUCAGUUUGCCCAGAACCAUCAUGUGAGAGAAUGGACUUGGCAUUGGAGUGGACUAGAAGAAUGGGGAUGGGUUGGGACAUUGGGAGUUGGAGGGGUUUCUCCCUUCUAUAGAUUGACUUAUAUCUACUUUAAUGACAAACUUAAUCCUAAGGGCUAUUUUUAAGACUGAAAAGUUAGCUUUCUCUUGACAUUCAAUAUUUGGAGGCGAGGGGGCCGUGGAAGAUGCACACUAUUAGGCAAUGUUUGGUUAACCUUGAAAAGUAGCCAAGAAAAUAAUCAGACGGUCUUGGCACACCAGAGACCUGCCUCCAAAAAAAAAAAAAAAAACCCAUGCUCUUAAGAAGUUGUAUCAUCAAAAUGUUCUGCUGAAGGUCUAAGUUGCCUUGGACUUUGCAUCCUUCUACAAAACUCUGUGAUAAUUUUUCCUUUUUUUGUCAAUAAGCUGAUUCUCUGGCAUUUGUUUUUAUGUUUUGCUUUCAGUAACUCAUCACUGGUGGUACUUUUCCUUGAAGAAUAAACUAGUAUUUUUUUAUAUUUUAACAUUGGACAGUUUUAGAUGAUUGUAAUAAUGUGUCAGAAGUAAAAAGUAAAAGAUAUAGUUAAAUGGUAUAGCUACUAGAUGACAUGGGGGGUUAAAUUAAUAUUAAAAUAAUCCAAUAUAGCACUUUUGAUGAUUUUUAUAUAAAAGUUUAAUGUAUAUUUCAUUCAAAAUAAUAAAUACUCAGUGCUGCUAAAACUUCUUAAAUGGUUGUUUUGUCAUAGUUAGUUUUUGUAGUUCCAAAUUUCCC